Molecule: messenger RNA, 1769 nt
Organism: Didymodactylos carnosus
Lineage: Eukaryota; Metazoa; Rotifera; Eurotatoria; Philodinida; Philodinidae
Source: the annotation of a GenBank genome assembly
UCAGAAAUCGAAUGACGACAGUUUAAUCUAUAUUUUCACUAGUAAAAUUGUCUUUCGAAAAGAUUAUGAAUGUCAGUUUUCUACGAGAUCUUUGAAAAACCAGCUCGGAUUUCCAGAAUCCGACAUAGUAAUCUAUCGUUCUUUUUUCGUAGAUGGAUAGUUCGAAGUGUGCUCUAGAAAAUAAGAUUUAAGCAAAAUUCGGAGGCUUUCUAUCAAACGUUUUCAAAGCUCAAAGUAUUUUCUGUUGAUUGUAAAACUUUUAUUGAACUGCAUAGUAUUGGGCAGGUAAAAUAGAGUACAUCUUGAUAUUCUGACUACUAGAUAGAUCUUUGACUUCAACCUCAAUUAAACAUUAUUCUCAUACUCAAUUUUUGAUGCUGAAUAUGAAAAAAGCACUUCGAAGAAGUUAGAAGAACGAGAAAGAAAAACGUUUGAGUUCUUUUGAAACUGAAGGGUUUUUCGAACGUUUAGUCCUUCAAAUAUUGCCAGUUUUUCGAUAUGAAAAAAGCUUUUCAAACAUUAAAACAUAUUUUGUUCAGAUCGACGAGCUCUAUCCAACCAUGUAUAAAAAUGUAAAAAUAAAAACCUGCUCCGUGUUCGAAUUUCUGGCACCUUAGUAAAAUUGACUGAAACCUGCAAAAAUUUAUUGCUGUGUUACAGGUCAAAAAUGAGAACUUUUGAGACUAGAAAGAAUACUAGUAUAAGAAGAAGCGAUAUCUUCAGCUUUUCUGGACUUUUAUUUAAAAUCUGAUGAGUGCUUGCUUUAUCUGUUACGUUAGGAAAAAACUGAUAAAUCUGAUAAAAUUAUUUUUGAAUUUCAGUAAUUUGAUUUAACUAUCGAUUAUUUGUUCGUUCAAUAAACACUGUUGUGAAGAAUAUACUGAAUACCUUUCUUCAACAUGCUUCCUACGAUCCACCCUUUCAUGCUAAAUAAGUGAAAAUAUCUUUAGAUAAAUAAUAAUUUUUGUCGUUAUAACUAUUGAAAUGAAGUAAUGUUUACCAGCUUACUAUCUGUUGAUCAUACUGUAUGUUAAUCAUUCGUUUUUUUUAGUGAGGGUAAAGUAUCAUUAGUUCGUAUAAAAGAUGGAUCCAGACCUAUCAAACAGUAUUCAGAUGUAACUAUUCAACUGAAUGAUCAGUCAUCGUGCGAACCCACUGCUCGUAUAAUUUCAUCGAGUAGUGAUGAAUUAGAUUUAUUGGAUCUGAAAAAAUGCAAAUGGAAAAAAGGGUCGUCAACCACCGGUGUUGAUGCAAUAGAAACCCCGAAAGGAGUUUUGAUUGUCAUUAUCGAUAAAAAUCAAUCAUGUGUCGAGUUGUUAAAUAGACUUCGAAAUUAUCUGAUUGAUGAUGAUCUUCAAAAUGCCGAGGAAUUAUCAAAAGCAAUUAAUGCGUCGAACUAUACUCGAGUUGCUCAGUUGACAAAACUAUUAGCUCAAUCUUCUGCCAAGAUUCAGUUUACGAUUGAUCCGCAUAUAACGAAUGAGCAAAAACCAAUAGCAAAACCUAUCAAAUUGAAAUUGACGAUUGAAAGUCAUUUGAUUGAACAUUGUACAAAUGAGAAAUUUGAUAUUUCUAUUAUGCCAAAUACAGUAAUUGCUGAUUUAAAACGAUUGAUUCAAAAAGAAACUAAAGUUGAACCUGAACAACAGAGCUUUUACUGUGACAGAGAGAUCUUGGAUGAUAAUUAUGUAUUUGGUGCACAAAAUCGACCAAUUUUGAUGGAUGGAUCCGUACUGACACUUUAUAUAACCAAACCACAAAAACAAUAG